AUGAAACGUCGGAGAUACGUGCGGAGGCACCGGGAGUCAACAGCAGCGGCGCAAAGGCGGCAAUGGCAGCUGGUGCCUAUAGUGGUAGGUGUUGCGGCUGUGGCAGCUGUAACGGCAGCUACAGUAGCUGUAGUGGCUGCUGUAGUGGAUGUAGCGGCAGCUAUGACAGGAGCGGCGGCUACAGGGCAGCGGGGCGUGCAGGUGCGGCGCACUGGGGAGCACACGGGCAGGGCAGCGCACACGGGCACGCGCAGCACGCGAGGCAGCAUAUGGGCAGGGCGGGCAGCAGUGCACGGGCAGCUAGGGCAGUGCGUGGGCAGCUGGGCACGUGGGCUGCGCAGGGCAGCAGGGCGCGCGGGGCGCGCAUGGCAGCAGGGCGCGCGGGGCGCGCGGAUAGCAGAGCGCACGGGGCGCACAGGGCAGCAGGAAGCGCGAGGCAGCGAACGGGGCGUGCGUGGGGCAGCGUACAGGGCGCGCGCGGGGCUGCAAACGGGGCGCGCGCAUGGUAGCGUACGGGGUGCGCGCUAG
Molecule: messenger RNA, 528 nt
Organism: Closterium sp. NIES-65
Lineage: Eukaryota; Viridiplantae; Streptophyta; Zygnematophyceae; Desmidiales; Closteriaceae
Source: the annotation of a GenBank genome assembly